UAAGCUUUCUCCUCCCAUUUAAUUUCAUGCAGUUCCAAAAUCUCUUCAACUUGAAGAACGCAAAAGAAGAUCCACAAAUGUCUGCAACGGAAGCCAUCUCCAAAACCUUCAGCCACUCCUGCAAUCCUCCACCCCCUCCGAAGAAGAAGCGGAAUCUCCCCGGAACACCAGAUCCUGAAGCGGAGGUGAUCGCUCUGUCUCCGAGAACACUGUUAGCGAGCAACCGUUUCGUGUGCGAAAUCUGCGGCAAGGGGUUCCAGCGCGACCAGAACCUGCAACUCCACCGGCGCGGCCAUAACCUGCCGUGGAAGCUCCGGCAGCGCGGCAGCAAGGAGUCGCGGAAGCGCGUGUACGUGUGCCCGGAGCCGGCCUGCGUCCACCACAACCCCUCCCGCGCCCUCGGCGACCUCACUGGCAUCAAGAAGCACUUCUGCCGGAAGCACGGCGAGAAGCGGUGGAAGUGCGACAAGUGCGCCAAGAAGUAUGCGGUGCUGUCGGACUGGAAUGCCCACGUCAAGACGUGCGGCUCCAGGGAGUACCGCUGCGACUGCGGCACUCUCUUCUCCAGGAGAGACAGUUUCAUCACUCACAGGGCAUUUUGCGAUGCCUUGGCUGAGGAAACCGCAAGAGUCUCGGCGGCAGUGUUCAACAAUAUUACCAGCAACAUGGAUCUGAAGCCAACAAGCUUCAUCGACGUCAAUAAUGGUGAUCAGGUAAUAGUAGAACAGCAGCAGGUCAAGCAAAGGGAGUCUCGUGGAGUGAAUACUAAUUCAGCCUUUAAUAAUGGUGAUCUCUACGGCUCAUGCUCAAAUUUGCAACAACCUGAAGGUCAGUUGAGUUGGGCUGGUAACAGUACUAAUAACCAUGGUGAUAUAUUCUCAUUAUCAAGCACGAGAACGGUAAAAGGGGCAAAUGUUUUCGCCCAUGGGAGCUUCCCCUCCCUCUUUAGCUCUCUCGAGCAUAACCCAACACUGGGGUCGGAUACAUCGGCGACAGCAUUGCUGCAAAAAGCGGCACAAGUUGGUGCUUCCACCAUUCCAUUCUUGGGUAGCUUAUUCAAGGAGGAGCUUGGAGGAGAGACUAGAGAUUUCUUAGGUGUUGGAAUGCAUCCCUCAUUUAGCGGAUGGCUUUGAGCACGAUUUGCAACUGUGUCGAGAUCGACGGUGGAGAAUUGCUGUUUAAUUUGUUGAAGAUGGCCUAAGAUCCAUGCAUGGAUUAACUCAUGCUCAUAAAAUAGCUAGCUCUAUUAUUGCACUCCCAUCUUUAAUUCAAACUCUAC
Zingiber officinale is the source of this 1279-nucleotide messenger RNA. RefSeq names its product zinc finger protein MAGPIE-like. Gene Ontology annotation, molecular function: DNA-binding transcription factor activity. NCBI's taxonomy places the organism in Eukaryota, Viridiplantae, Streptophyta, Magnoliopsida, Zingiberales, Zingiberaceae. Gene Ontology annotation, cellular component: nucleus. The record is from RefSeq and is a predicted model, not a curated record. The transcript has 3 exons. Bases 27 to 1133 code for a protein of 368 amino acids.